AUGGAGGCAGACUCAUUGGAUAAUGAUACAAGGGGGUGGAUCAUGGCCGUAAUUAGUGGAAUAGCAUGUGUAAUUGGUAGUUGCAUAAUCUGCAUAGAUAUAUUGAUAAGAUAUAUCCCCAGCAAGAAGAAUUUCAGCAUACAGGAUAGCAAUGCUUUCCUGGCUGCCUCUUUAAGCUUGAGUUUUGGUGUAAUGAUCUUCUCCUCAUUAUAUAGUAUGCUUCCAUCAUCAAAAAAAUACCUUAUUGAGGGUGGUUAUACAGCACAUGCCGCUGCGUGGAUUCUUUUGGCCUGUUUCGCCGCGGGAUUUAUUGGUAUACAAUUUGUUUCGAGGCUCAUGCACCACUUUAUCCCAUCGCAUGUCUCACACUGCGAUCACUCUCAUGAGCCCAAUGCAACACAUCACGACCAAAGUAACCAUCUUGAAGGCCUCGACGGUCACCAUGACCACAGCCUUCCACUCUCAAAAUCGAGUUCUCAUGUAGCAGUUCCUCAAGCGAACAAUACGAUGACCGAAUCUACACCACUUCUUAUGCCAAGUACAGAAGAAAAUGGAAAGUGCCUGCCCAAAGGUCUUGCGUUAAUAAAUUCAGAUUCCCAGCCGAACAAUCGUCGUCAAUCCGCAACUUCCAGCAGACGACCGUCACUGAUGGAAGUUCAAGCCAGGGUCAUGUCUUUUGUGAAGGAUAGAAAGGCUAAUUGUGACGAGAGUGGGCCAUGUUUUGGAUUUUCUGACCUCUGUGGACGAGAGUGCUUAAGAACUCCCAUCAAUACAAGACCUCCUUACACGGCACGAACUCCAACCGGCACUCUAUCAACUCGAUCUCAUCCUUUCACACUACCGGAAGAAGGAGAAGAGAGUCGGGACAAUUCAACACGAUCUCACGAGGAAACGGAAAUGGCCAGUUGUCAAGACUCUGACGUUGAAGCACAACAACAUCAUCAUCAUGUCCCCGAAAAUGCCUUUAUGGAUAUUGGUCUCCAAACAAGUAUAGCCAUUGGAUUGCAUAAGUUGCCAGAAGGUUUCAUUACAUUUGCUACCAAUCAUGCAAACCCCGAACUUGGAGUUUCUGUAUUUCUAGCCUUACUCGUUCACAACAUCACUGAAGGAUUUGCAAUGGCUCUUCCAUUGUAUCUAGCACUUGGUAGCCGACCUCGAGCUAUCUUCUGGAGUUCUCUCUUUGGCGGCGUUUCACAACCAGCAGGUGCCGGCAUUGCAGCUGCAUGGUUUUCGAUUUCUGGGCGAGAGGGCCAUGCGCCUAAUAUUGUGGUUUAUGGGUGCAUGUUUGGUGUCACGGGAGGUAUUAUGGCAAGUGUUGCAUUGCAUCUUUUUGCUGAGUGCGUGGGUAUGAAUCAUAACAGGAGUUUGUGCAUUUCUUUUGCAUUUGUUGGGAUGGCGUUGAUGGCUAUGAGCAAUGCUCUUACCUCUGAAUAA
This is a messenger RNA of Sclerotinia sclerotiorum 1980 UF-70, 1434 nucleotides long. RefSeq lists its product as hypothetical. NCBI's taxonomy places the organism in Eukaryota, Fungi, Ascomycota, Leotiomycetes, Helotiales, Sclerotiniaceae. Gene Ontology annotation, molecular function: zinc ion transmembrane transporter activity. Gene Ontology annotation, cellular component: membrane. Bases 1 to 1434 code for a protein of 477 amino acids. The record is from RefSeq and is a predicted model, not a curated record. The transcript has 3 exons. Gene Ontology annotation, biological process: zinc ion transmembrane transport.